UCCGGAAAUAUUAGCUCCUGACUUGGCACAUAAGAUGCUUCAAGCUGAUGUAUGGAAGCCUGUGGAUUCUAUUUCUGCGGCCAAGAUUAUGGAAGAUCUGCCGUCUACUGCAGAUAAUGGCUCUAAAGGUUCUAAUGUUAGUCAGUGGCAUUAUUGUGAUGAUAGAAAGCGCGCUGAUAUCAUCGAGAAAAUUCGCUCAUGCCUGCAAAUGUUUACGCAAAUAAAUUGUCUUGCUUCUAGCCAUCUCACUAUGCUGCUGGACAUGACAAUGGACAUGCUGCAAAAUCGCAUCCCAAGAUCGAUUCUCGAGGAUCAUGGACUGCACCAGACACUCCGUUCGAUAUGCUUAUUGGAAGUGCCGGAGCUUGAACACGUUCUUGAUUUCUUGGAAGAUCUGGCUGGUGCUUGCUCAUUGCGUUCUCUUUGUGAGCGUUUGUCGAUAGAAGAAUCGGUAGGUUAUCAGGGACCUUGCUUUAAAGAGAGGAUUGUUUUCAGCAGCGACUUCUCUUGCCUCCAUUUGGAUGAGCGAUCGCUGCUGCGAGGACAGAUUGAUGCGCCGGAUGAUGGGAUUGAUGCGCCGGAUGAUGGGAUUGCAGUGGCGUCAACUAUUGCGGAGGAUUGUGGUAAUGAUGAGGCAGAGCUGUCUGCAGAUAGUGACGCUAUUGUUUAUGAAUUAUGUGUUGCAGUUCCUAAAAUUGGGGAGCAGUGGAAGGAAUGGACAAGUAUGAGAGAAACCACCAGAAAUAUGGGAAAGGGUUUGGUGAAGAUCCUUCAGAUGGAAUUUACACGUGAGCAGUUAAUGUUAGCCAGAAAACUCAGGAUUUUGAGAUACGAGGACACAUUGCUGAGUGUUGAGAGAAUAUGUGUCGAGGAAAAUAAGAAAAGGGAACUAAUUCCAGAUUACGACCCACAGAGUUUUGAGUCUCUAUUGUCGAAGCGGAAGGAGGAGCUUGAGAUGGAGGGCGAUGCUGCGAUAGAUAGCACAAGCAAUGAGAUAGAUAUCAUACUUAGUAUUCUGGAAGAAGCACAAGCAGACACUGACAUAAACAAAGCAAUCCAGAAGCAGAGGGAACAUAUAUCUCGAGAGGUUUACAAACUCGAUGCCAUAAUCCUGACAACUAAAUUCGCCGUAGGGCAGACGGGGAAGAGACUUUGGAGCGUAUUAGUUCAUGACUAUCGGUUCAUUAUCGUUCCCCUGUUGAAGUCAUUUGUGCAGGCACGCCUACAUGAUAUGGUUGACAAAGAUGCUGCAGAGAAGUCUAGUACUGCAGCAGAAGCUCUGUUAGCAGAGCUUGCCGUCGAUGCCAAGAAAAACACUGAUAAAGGAGGUGUUAGUUCGAAAAAAGGAGACGGAAAGUCAAAGCGUAAAAAGAAGGGAAAAUAUCACAGCAAGGCCAAAAAUUCUGAGGGAACUGGUGGUAGUAAGGAGCGGCAUCCCUUUAAUCCCAAAAAUGUGGAACAAUACGACAUUCCCAUAAGCCCGGAUGAAUUGGAGCAACGGGAACAGGAAGAUGUUGGUCCAAGUAAGCAGGAACAGGAAGAGGAACUUCAGCGUGAGGCUAUGGAGGUGCAAAGAAAGCUCGAGGAAGUUUUGGAGUUUCAGAAGAAAUUCGAGGAUGAGGCUAAACAAAAGCGCCAAGCUGAAAAAGCAAAGAUCGUGGGGGGAACCAGUGCUGAAAAUGUUGCGGAGGAUGUGCAUGUUGUCUUCUCCAAACUUAGCGAAGAUGUUGGUCCAAGGGAGCAGGGGCAUGAAGAGGAACUUCAGCGUGAGGCUAUGGAGGUGCACAGAAAGCUCGAGGAAGUUUCGGAGUUUCAGAGGAAAUUCGAGGAUGAGGCUAAACAAAAACGCCUAGCUGAAAAAGCAAAGAUCGUGGGGGGAACCAGUGCUGAAAAUGUUGCGGAGGAUGUGCAUGUUGUCUUCUCCAAACUUAUCGAAGAUGUUGCUCCAAGGGAGCUGGGGCAUGAAGAGGAACUUCACCAUGAGGAUGAGGAGGUACAAAGAAAGAUUGAUGCAGCUUUGGAGUUUCAGACGAAAUUAGAGGACGAGGGUAAAGAAAAGCGCCUAGCUGAAAAAGCAAAAAUUAUGGAAAAUGUUGCAGAGGAUGUACCUGUUAUCUCCUCUGAACCUGGUGAAAAUGUUGAUCCAAGUGAGCUGGAACACGAAGAAAAAUUUCAGCUCGAGGAUGAGGAGGUGCAAAGAAAGGUUGAUAAAGCAUUGGAGAUUUAUUUGAAAUUUGAGGAAGAGGUUAAAAUAGAGCUCCUUGCUGGAAAAGCAAAGAUUGAGGAAAAUGUUGUAGAGGAGGUGCCUCUACUCUCCUCUGAACCUGGUGAAGGUGUUGGUCCAAGUGAGCAGGAACAGGAAUGGGAACUUCAGCGUGGGGAUGAGGAGCUGCAAAGAAAGCUUGAUGAAGCUUUGGAGUUUUAUUUUAAAUUUGAGGAUGAUGCUCGACGAAAGUACCUUGCUGAAAAAGCAAAAAUUAUUGAAAAUGUUGCAGAGGAUGUGCCUGUAAUUUCCUAUGAACCUGGUGGUGAAGGUGUUAAACUUGAUCCACGUGAGCAGGAACAGGAAGGGGAACUUCAGCAUGGGGAUGAGGAGGUGCAAAGAAAGGUUGAUGAAAUAAAUUUUGAGGAUGAGGCUGAACGAAAGCACCUUGCUGGAAAAGCAAAGAUUAUGGAAAAUGUUGCAAAUGAUGUGCCUGUAAUCUCCUCUGAACCUGGUGAAGAUGUUGGUCCAAGUAAGCAGGAACGGGAAGAGGAACAUCAGCUGGAGGAUGAGGUGCAAAGAGAGCUUGAUGAAACUUUGGAGUUGCAGAGCCAAAUUGAUAACGAGGCUGAACACAAACUUGAUGAGCAAGAUAAGAAUGUAGGUGGACCCAGUGAGAAGAAUGUGGGAAGGUGGUUUUGCUGCUGUCUCCAGUGAACCUAAAGAAGAUGUUUGUUCUAUUAAACAGCAAUAGCAGGAACAAGUGGGUAGCAUCCAUUUUGGUAGUCUUGAGUAGUGGACAAAGUUUUCACAGGCUGAGCAGUAGUGAUCGGGUUAAGAAAUAAGUAAAUGAACUUGGAGAACUGCAGCACUUGAAGCACAUGAAGCUGACUAGCAUAGAUAGCUAGAAAUAGCCUAUUGUACUUCUUAUGGGUAAAAAAAAAUUCCAACUAAACUUUCACUUGUAAAGAAUUAAAGCAUAGAUGUAUACUUCUCAAACAUGACAGUUUCUCUGGACCCAUUUCACUUGCAUAUGGCUUCAUUUUGCCACUACUGUGCAUAGGAAAGGGGGCCUCAUGGGUUCAAUACUGUAUAGGCAGAGAAAAUGAGAGUAAUAAUAAUAAAAGGGAAAGGUUUGUUCUGGUUUUUGAGAAUUUC
This is a messenger RNA of Juglans regia (Persian walnut), 3361 nucleotides long. Its product is annotated as FK506-binding protein 5-like. The coding region runs from base 35 to 2920 and encodes 961 amino acids. The record is from RefSeq and is a predicted model, not a curated record. NCBI's taxonomy places the organism in Eukaryota, Viridiplantae, Streptophyta, Magnoliopsida, Fagales, Juglandaceae. The transcript is spliced from 5 exons.